CAGUUGCUGUCCGGAGUUUAGCGAGGUAGCAGCAAGGCUGUGCUGUGCCAGCAGCGGCUACAAAGAUGCACUCAGCUCGGGCUGUGUUCAGCACAGAGGUCCAUGGCAGCUAGUAGCCUACAUGUUUAAUUCAGAGGGUGAACGGUUGUCGCGGUACGACACGGACACGGACGCUAGCAGAAAUGGCCGGCAUUAUAAAAAAACAAAUUUUGAAACAUUUGUCAAGGUUCACCAAGAAUCUGUCCCCGGACAAGAUCAAUCUGAGCACACUGAAGGGGGAGGGGCAGCUGUCCAACCUCGAGCUCGAUGAGGAGGUUCUGCAGAACAUGCUCGACCUGCCGACAUGGCUGGCUGUCACCCGGGUCUACUGCAACAAAGCCGCCAUCAGGAUACAAUGGACAAAGUUGAAAACAAGCCCCAUCUGUCUGUUCUUGGAUAAGGUGGAGGUAGAAAUGCGGACAUGUGAGGAGCCACGUCCACCUAAUGGCCCCUCUCCUAUAGCGAUCACAGCAGGCCAGAGCGAGUACGGCUUUGCAGAGAAAGUGGUGGAGGGCAUGUCUGUCAGGAUCAACUCCAUCACCAUCAAGGUGCAUUCUCGUGCCUUCCACGCCUCCUUCGAGCUCUGGCAGCUACAAGGCAACAGCCUCAACCCCAAAUGGCAGCGCAGUGACCUCCGCUACACCCGCGUCACCGACCCAAAGAGAGGAGAGGUGUUGACAUUCAAAGAAAUAAACUGGCAGAGUCUACGAAUAGAGGCGGAUGCCAUAGAGAGUGACGACCAGGACCUCGGUAGCACCCCGUUACGUCUCAUCACCAACCAGGGUCGCAUUCGCAUCGCUCUAAAACGCAGAAUAAAGGACUGUAAUGUGCUGGCAUCCAAGCUGCUUUUCAUUCUGGACGACCUGCUGUGGGUGCUGACUGACUCUCAGCUCAAAGCCAUCAUCCAUUACGCCAAAUCUCUCAGCGAGGCCAUGGAGAAGUCUGCCCAGCAGAGGAAGAGCAGGGCUGCUGAAUCCCUACAGACUGCUCCUCCAUCACCUGGCCUCCACAGCCUCUGGAAUGAGCCCCCUCCCGCUCCUACCGGCACCCCCAGCAACAUGAGUCAAUACUUUGAUCUCUAUGAUGUCAAAGAGUCUUCGUACCACACCUUCAUAUCCCGCUUGGAUUUACACGUAUGCAACGACAGUUCUUCAAUGGAUGAAGAUGACCCUCCACCACCGGGCUUACAAGGUGCCAUGCAGCUGACAUUCAGGAAGCUGGGUUUCGACUACUACCCUGUCCACAGACCUGCUGAUGGGUGUCGACACUGGGAACGCCACAGCGGAGCCAUGGAGGCUCAGGCCCAGUGGGCUUGGAAACUGCUGCAGGAGUACCAGAGGAGACCAGAGACUUCUGGGUUCCCUGGGCCACAGACUGAGGCGGCCCAGCCAACCAAGGACUCCUCUCCAAAGACAGCACGAGACGGACAGUCCAGUCCCAAGUCGAGCCCCGCUGACACAGAGCAGCCGCCCCGCAGGAACUCUGUCCCAGCUCCUUCAAGGUCGUCUCUGAAGAGGCUGCGAUCCAGCUGUGUGGUGGUCAGGAUGGAUGAUGUGGACAUUCACCAGGUGUCUACAAGAGGACGUCAAAACAAGAAGACGCGGUCUUUAAUAUCCUGCAACCGUAAAGCUCUGAAUUUGCCAGACAACGUACCGGCAGUUCAUCUUGAAUUCACUGAGUACUACUUUCCUGACAACCCCACUUUCACAGUGCCCACCUCAAACCUGUAUGGCCAGCUGAAUGGCCUCCAGCUCUGUGUAGACCCACCCAGCGUGCUGUGGAUCAAUCUGUUCUCCAGGGGUCUGCUGCACACCCUGGACCAGGUCAAAGCUUUCUACCAUUUGCAAGACAGCAGCAGGGCCGAAGAGCACGUAGACAUUCGCGUAGAUGCAUCACAGCUUAAGUUAAUAAUCCCCUUGGAUUCUUCCAUAUUGGAUCAUCCGGAGCGCCCACAGUCCCUCUCUGUUACUGUACCCCAGAUGGUUCUCAGCAACACCCGCCUCUGCCCUCAUGGCUCCAGAGCUGACCUCAAAAGCACCAUUGACAAGUUCUCUAGCUGCCCUUUUUUCCAGCCCACACCUCCCUGCUGCCCCUACCCCAGAGACCAGAGUGCCUUCCACCCCAUCCCAUCAGCCUUCCUCCAGCACUCUAAAGAGACAGUGCUCCAACCUCUGGACAAAAAGCAGCUACGAUCGCAGGACGUCUGGUCUCUCAGUCUGUCCCGUGUGACAUUAGGUUUUGACGGAGCACGGCGAUUCCCCAAAGGCAGAACUCAACCUUUUAUUGAGCCCUUCGCCAUGUCUGUGUGGAUGUGUCAGCCCGCUGCCUUUAAAAAUGGAUCAUCGUCGUCCCCCUCCAGUCCCAGCACAGCCCAGCAGCCUUCCUCAGAGCAGGAAGAGGCUCCGCAUGCCUCUUUCCACGUCUUAGCCAACACCAUCACUCCGGUGAAGAUGUGGCUCAACCACUACCAGUAUGUUGCCCUGCUGAGGAUGAAGGACGCCAUGGCUCGAUUAGGGGCAGAGUUGGGUCGGGAUCUACGAGACGUUAAACAGGCUCACGGCCAGAAGACAAAACCUACUACAGCUUGUGUUGCCCUCCUGGUGGACUCUACAGAAUUGGGUCUUUUGUUGCCGCCGGUGUCCACAGAGCCCGAUGAAGAAGUCCCCCACACUCCAGAGACUGAUAGCCCUAGCAUGACUGACUCUGACAUCUCCCCCACUCAUCACUCUGCAGUGCUGGAGGACAGCGGGUUAGAAAAUGGCAUCUCCUCCAUCAACACCGCCACUGCGUUUGACCAGGAUGAACAGGACGAGGUGGUGGAGGAGGCAUGUGAGGCUGUGGAGGAGGGCUUGGACGGGGACGGUUUGACAACACAGGAGGACACCCCUGUCCUCUCACCUCCACUCUCACCUGGACACUCCCCUGUCCUCUCCCGCGAACCGUCCAACUUCAGCCUGGAGGGUGAGCUGUCAAGCGCCAUCAACGUCACCAAGGAUGUGACCAAAGAUGCCAUUAGUGCCUCGCUGGACUUGACCAAAGGGGCGUUUUCAAUAACAAAGGAUGCCUUUAGCAUACUGAGUCGUGGCUCAGGGAUGAGCAAAUUGUUCAGUCCGCAGGCAAAGGAACAGGUCCAGCGUACAGAAGAGUCCUCCCCCUCCCUGGCUGCCAGCCUGCGCCACCAAUCCAUGAAGCAGUCGCCUUCCCAGCAUUCCUUUGAUAGUGCUAUCUUGGAUGGCAGCCUGCCUGACGAGAAUCUCUCUGUGGAUAGUGAUGUCAGCGACAAUUUUGUUGUUCUCAUGGACUCAGAGUCAGGUGUGGAGUCCAUGCGUCCCAACAACACUCCUGUGGGCAGUCGAGGCAGCCCAGCCCCAGGGACAGAGGGAGGGUCAUCAGCUGAUCUCAGCAGCUCUCUGUCCCAAAGUAUUGAGGAUGUGUCUCAGGAUAUGUCCUCAGUUUUGUUGCUGGUCCUGAGUGGAACAGCCUGUACUAUGGAAGCAAAGGGAGAAGACCAAGUUGUUGCUGUAGAAACUCAGAGCGUGACCCCUGUGCAGUUGGGAACUGUUAGAGUAUCAGACCUGAUGGCCGGCCUCGUACAAGCCCCAGGCGGACAAAACCAGAAGCAGGACAGGCCGCGCAGCAGGGGCUCUCCAGCAGUGUGCAUGCGAGCAGAAAUGGGUCCGUGUGCAGCCCGACACUCUGCACUGGCUGAGUCUCUGGGAUUCCUGGAAAUUAGAGUGCAGGACUGCAAGGCGGAGCUGUUUGCCUCCACUGUGGCCAACAUUGGGCCUUUUCUGGAAGAUGAGUUCAGUGUGGAUGGUCAGCCAAUGAGGUUACGCAUGAGAAACAUCACCAUCACUCUGAAGGAUGAUGGCCCUAAAAUCUACCCUACAGCCCCUCAACCUGUCCCAGCCUCGUUCAUUGUAGACGCACUGCUCCUCGAGCGCAGUGAGGAUGGCCUCAUGAGGCUCAAAGCUGAAGGUACCGACCGUGAAGCCUCAGCAGGUGUUCCUGUGGCCGACCUGGACAACUUAAACAGUUCCUGCUCUGAUCAACAGCAGAGCGAGGGACAAACCCUGGAGUCCCAGCUCUCUGAUGCCCAGGCUGCUCUCACCCAGGCCCUCAGCGACAGAGAACGCCUCCUUCUGGAAGUCAGGAAGUAUGACCCCACGUUUACCCUGUGAGCCUCUCUGUCUUUCACCUCUGAACCUGCUGCAUUGCUGCUCCGGCUGAGGAUCAGUGAUGGGAUGUAUCGGGCUGAAUGUCAGGAACCAGCAAGACUCAGUAAAAGCAUGUCCAGACAUUGGACAUGUUUGAAAAGAAGACGGAUCCGAGCUGUGGCUCUGGAUCACUUCCUACUAGCGAUAUCACACUGUUCAUGAGAUUAUAAAAGAGCCCUAUAACAAGUACUAAAGGGGAACCUAGUGAACUAAUUUAUAGGUACAUUAAUGGUACUACUUUUUAUCUGGCAGUCUAGAUACUCCUCACUGCUCUACUUAACACAGAUUAUCCUAUUUAUCAUCCAACAGUGUGGACAGUAAACUCAUUGUGUGGUUUCAGUGUUUGUCACACAGCAUGCAAGUUUACAUUUCAUCAAGCUUUAAUUCUCUCCAGUAAAUUCUUGUGUUUCGGAAAUAUUAAGUUAAGCACAUGCCAAAACCUCCUCUUCACAUGCACUGACACUGCCAGACAGCUGCUAGUCCCAUCAGUCACUCCCUCUACGAAACACAACCUAAAGGGAAACGAGCGUAUGUUUCAACCUGGACCCAUUUUUUCCAUGUUUGUGUGUCUAAGCGGCUAAUGGAAACAGCAAUGUUGACACUGGUCAAGUAUUGAAAGAGAGCGCUGCAGCCGGCAGUGCGAAACAAGCUGCAAUCUAACAGGAAUUUAUGGACUGUUAAUUUAUGUCAGAUUAACAGUUAUGACAGGCUCAGAUUAUUAUUCAAAGUGUCUGACAACAUUAUGGAAAGGAUCCCUACAGAAACAGACCUUUUUGAUAAAGAGUAAGAUCCUUUUCCUUAACCAGGCACGAAGGGUGGGCGAUAUGGUCCUAACAUUAUAUCACAAUAUUUCAGGGAGUUUUUGCGAUAACGAUAUCCUUGACGAUAUGACAAAUUAGCAAAAAAAAAAAAGUAUUAUUAAUUUAAGAACAGAAUUGCAACAAAAUAAGUGAUUUAGUUUUACAGUUCGCCUUCAAAUAUUCAGUAAAAACUAAACAAAAACGAUCUCUCAUUUCUUUAGUUUGUGCACAACAACAGUAGCUCAGAGUGAGAUUCAGAUUCUGUAUACAAUAUUAAUAGUGCAACAAAAUAAAAUCAACCACAAAUUACACAUUCAAACAGCUGCCAAAUACAAAAAAUGUCCCCUGGGAUCUAUAUGUAUAAAUCAACAGGUUUUUUUUUUUUCCACCUGGACCUUUAUGCUCUGCCAUUUCUCCUCUAAUCAUCAUGCUGUAACUUGUGACAGGCUGUUAUGAUACCACAACUAUUGCACAUUCACAUAUAUGUAGUUUUUUUGUUGAGCUGUGAGCGUCACGUAGGUUUACAUUAGGAAGAGACGCUGUGCUGCUGCCAGAGGAGCCGCUGAAUGAGUUCCCUCUGAGCGGUAAGUUGCUAAAAGAGUCUGAGAAGUCCGGGGCUGUUCAUAAAACAUUAAGGACACCACAGUUUAUUCCACACUACUGAAGCUGCUCCUCUUUUUGGAGCCACCACGGAGUCAGUAGUAAUUUCUCUUUCAGUUGCCAUGGGUAACAGUUUGAUGUCAAUAUAUCAACAAGUCAAAAUGUUUCGAGUAUCACAAUAUGAAUUGCUCGUAUCAUAUUAAAAAUUACACCAGUAUUAUCAUGAAUGAUAUGAUAUGACACUCUCUCACCAGACAGAGCCCCAAAAUACCUUUCGCCAAACAGACCACACUACAUUUUAAUAAACCAUAAUUUUAUCAUUGCAAAACACAUUUCAUUCAAAGUUAACAGACAUAAAACGAAAAACUCCCAAAAGCCAUCUUGGUUCAUCGUUCUACUUUUUAACAACCACAGAGUCUGGCCUAGUUGAAUUAAAGCCUUAAUUCACCCAGUUAGAUAUGAAAAUAUGCCGGCUCUAUACAGGCUAAAAUUACAGUUUCUUUAAAUGGAGUCUGGUGGGUUCAGUGAUGGUGAUUUCCGGGUUUUUUUCUGGUUAAAAGAAAAGGUCUUACUCUCUAACAAAAAGGUCUGUCUCUGUAGGGAUCCUUUCCAUAAUGCUGUCAGACACCUAAAAUUACAAUCUGAGCCUGUUAGUUGCAAAAACAAACACUUUUAGUGGAUGUAAACAGACGGUGCACAAAUGCCCCAAGUGUUUACAUUGCAGCCUGUUUCGCCUCUGCAGGCUGCAGCCCUCUCGCUCAAUACUGGAUUAGCCUCAAAAAUUGUUACUCUCAUUAGUCAUUUAGUCACAAAAACAUGACAAAAUAGAGGCUAGGUUGGAAAAAUACUGAAGUUACCCUUUAAUGUCAGGCAUGCUUUUUAAACAGUGCUAAUUCACAUGUAGCACAUUUUAAGGUAGACAGUCAUAAAGCUAAAUGGAGUUAGUAAUGUAGAUUACUUCUGUUAGGUGUGUGUUCCUUUUCAGUUUAAAGUAUUAUGACAAUAUUAUCAGCUGUUACUUGUGUUGUGAAAGGUAGGGAAAACAAUGCACUUUUUUUUUUUUUUAAGAAAAGCAAAACACUGCUUUCACCGAGAGACGGAUGCAUCUCUACUUCCACCUUGGUUGCUUUAUCAGCGGGGUGGAAUGGUUACACUCUUAUCAAGUUCUCACUGUUCUCAAAAAGCGGGUCAAAUCAUUCCCCAGUGUUAUUUUUCUUUGAGUUGUGAAACGUCGAUCAUUCUCCUUUUGUACUGUGAAACAAUGUGCUCUGUGGUCGGAUGUCCACUCACGACGACACGCCUUUCGACCUCUCCCUUUGGCUGUGGAGAGCAGGGUGCACAGUAGCUUCAGUAUUGUAACAGGGUUAGUUUUCUCACUUUAACUCUCUGGUUUAAAGAUUAAACCACCUACCACAGUUAUAAUACUUGAUCUCAGUAAAACUUGUUUUGUAGCUUGCCAGGAAACAACUCAGACUGCUUGUGUUAUUACCUCUGUGCACAUUUGUCAUGUGUAGAAUAAUGGUCACGAACAUAUAUGUGUAUAUUUAUUUAGAUCUGUGAACAUGUGUUUUUUUUAGACCACAGUGUACUGAAGCCAUAUCAAUCAACACAAAUUACAUUUAAAAAAAAACCUGUAGUACUGAUCACGUAUGCAGAGUGUACACAGUGUGGCAUGUAAAUGACCAGUUUCACUAUGAGCACUGAUAUAUUUCAGUGUGUGUAUCCUGCUCUGCUGCAGAUUUGAUCUGAAGCCAGUUGCCUGUUCAAAUUCCCUUCACUUUCUCCUCUCUAUGCAUAAAUCUGUGACAUGCAUAGAUAGAAACAAUGAUGGAUUUGUUCAUCAAAGACUGUUUAUCGGUACAACAUUCAUUUUAUGAAUGCUCUCAUGAGAAAGACCUCUCUGCUGGCUACAUCUUAGGUACAGAAGUUCUAUUGUUAAAGCACUGGUUUAUCAUUUUAGCCUGUGGAGGUAUGUUAUCUAUCUUCAUGGCUGCAAAGCUGUGUCAGCCACCUUUCACUCAUCAUUGUCCUGUUGUGUGCUGCAGAGCCCCCUGGUGGCUGGACUGGCCAGAGCACUCCUCAUUCAUUUAUUUUCUUUCUUACAUUUGGUUGCCUUGCAAGCUAUGAAUGACUUAUUUGCAUUCUUAAAGAGGAAUGUAAGAUAUUUAAGCAAUAGACAGACAGCUUAGGUUGAACCAAAAACACGACAAAGAACGGUACACUACACAUUUUGGAUGUGGAAUCUUUUUUUUGUCUUAUAAGACGACUAACGUCAAAGAAAAAUGUUUUACCUGUCCACCAGGUUAUAAUGUUUUCCCCUGAACUGCAUGUGUACUCCACACAUCCGUACUAUCAGUGUAAUAAAGCAGAGAAACUGCCCUUUAACCUCAGUAUAACUUAUAAUCGUGAUCUUCUCAGCUUUUGAUGUUUAUGUUUUUGCAUGGCCUUAGUAGACAAAGACACAGUGGUACGAAACUGAACGUCCCAUGCUGGAUGCAACAUGUAGCUGUUAAGUUUAUCCAGUUUCUCUCUCCUCUGUCAGGCCUCAAUGUUGAGUAGCAUCUCUAUUCUGCUGACAAACUGGUGCUCUGAGUUCCAUCUGCUCAUAACCAUGCAAACAGGAGACGGACGGAGAGUGAAGCGAGACUCACUGCGGCUCAGAUGUCUCUUUUCAUAAGACUGACCUGGCAAAGUGUUGACACUGAACGCAGAUGCAUGUACUGAAGUUGUGUUGCGUAGUUUAUGCCUUGUGGAUUACUUGCACUCGUGUGAUAAAUUCACUGGAAAUUGCACUUGUUUCGAUGUGAAUCACUUCAAAGGAUCGCAGAGGAGUCCUUGUGAAAUCUUCCUGAGUGAUGCAAAUGUUGGAGACCCUGUGGACAGUAUUUUUGUCAGUUGUGUAGAGUUACAUUGACUUUUGUAUUGUCUUUAUCACUUCAUUGAGACUAAUAUAUUUGGUUCUGUGAACCAAAGCUAGUAUGUGGAAAAUAUUUUAAAAGUGAAACAAUAAAUGAUUAAU
Epinephelus fuscoguttatus (brown-marbled grouper) is the source of this 8675-nucleotide messenger RNA. It is a transcript of the gene bltp3a, whose product is annotated as UHRF1 binding protein 1. Bases 183 to 4220 code for a protein of 1345 amino acids. The record is from RefSeq and is a predicted model, not a curated record. The transcript has 21 exons. NCBI's taxonomy places the organism in Eukaryota, Metazoa, Chordata, Actinopteri, Perciformes, Serranidae.